UGGCAGUACAAGGCUGUCCAUGUUCCCUGUGCCCGCCUGCUCAUGCUGCUCCCGGUCAUUGUGGUCAGGGGCACGGAGUCACGAGCAGAGACAAGCAGGGGCAUGGCUGUCCAUGUUUUCUGCGCCUGCUCUUCCUGCUCUUCCUGCUCUUCCUGCUCUUCCUGCUCUUCCUGCUCUUCCUGCUCUUCCUGCUCUUCCUGCUCUUCCUGCUCUUCCUGCUCUUUCUGCUCUUCCUGUUCCCGGUCAUUGUAUGUGUGCGUGCUCCUGGAGGGCUACCCCGUUCCAUAUCAUGCCAGUGGCACGCAGCAUGCCAGUGGCGCGCACCAUGCCAGUGGCGCAUCAUGCCAGUGGCGCAUCAUGCCAGUGGCGCGCAUCAUGCCACGCAGUGGUAGCUUGCACGCCAGAGCCAAACAGCUGUGUCCCGCCCGGCAGCUCCUCUGAUGGUCACCUUUUUCCGCAAUGCACACCACCUGCCGCCUCUACUCGCCUCCUCCACGUUAGUGGUUCUGUAUUCACCUCUCUUCGCUUUCUCUCCCGCUCUUCGCUCGCUACUCCUCUCUCCACUCUCUCCCCCAGGUGAGAGGGUCAGAUGCCUCCAAUCUAGCGCACACGGGGGAGGCUCAUCGGGACAUCCAACAGCCCCAGUUUCUUAUUCUCCUCUCUCUUUCCCCUCUCCCACUUCUCACCUCUUCCCGCAGAUCAGAGGGUCAGAUGCAGCGAAUCUUGGGCGCACCAGAGAAGCCCAGAGGGACAUCUGGCAGCACCAGUUCCCCCCCGGCAACUGCAGCGGGGAGAGGCUGCUGGUGGUGGACUGGCCGGCCUCCCAGCACGGCAUGGGUUCGCAGCUGCACAUCCUCAGCGCUGUCUUGAGCCUGGCUAUGAGGCACGACAGGGUCCUGGUCCCUACAGCCACUUUUGAGAGGGCGAACCACGCUGAAUGCAACGCCACCGGCGCCCUCUCCUCCUUCCACUGCUACUUCUUCCCGCUCGUCUCGCCAGCCUGCGAGAAGGCAGCAGCAGAGGCGGCAGCAGCAGGGCAGGUGCCCGCAUGUGCACCGCAGGAGGAGGUGGCGAGGGAUGCGGUGCUGGCGAGUGACAGCCGCGUGGCAUGCUUCCAUGGGGAGCCUUAUAACGGGCUGGCGCUGGAGGCACUAGUUGUCAAGCGGUGGUGGGGCGUGUGGUACGAGCGAUCAAUCACAGUGGAGGUGCAGGGCAAGAUGGCAGGCGAGGUGGAUGUCAUGCCGCAUGUGCACUGGUGGCGGGCUCAGUCCCUUCGCUUCAUGCUGCGUUGGCCCUCCCCUUACCUCUGCCACCUCUCCAACCGCCUGCGCCACACCUCCCUCUCGCUCUCCAUCGCCACCCGCCUCUCCUCCUCCUCCGCCCUCCACUCGUCCCUCCUGCGCUCGCACCCCCACCUGCUGGACAAGCUGCUCAGGAAUGCCCCGCCCUGCCAUGCUGCUGCUGCUGGCAGCGUGGGAGGUGAUGGGGCAAUCAGCAGCAGGAAGAGGCUCGGUGGGGACAUGGGCGUUGCAAGUGCUGUGGAUAAUACGAGUGCAGUUGCCCAAGGCAUAACAGACAGAGGAGGCAGCAGUGCUGCAGAAGCGACAGAAGCGUUUAGCAUACCCCGUAGCAGCAGCGAUGCAAGCAGAGUGUUCCCAUCCCAGCAGCACGUGCAGCAGGGGUGCACCCUAGAGGCCACUGCGUGGGCGAGGCAGGGGCUGGGGCUCUGCUCUGCCAGCAACAUGGCUUGCAGCAACAGUGGUGACAGCGGCAGCAGCAGCAAAAGCAGCAGCAGCAGUAGUGGCAACGGCAGCAGCAACUCCGAGCUACCAGGUCAUCUGGCAGGAGGAGUGGCUGAGGGACAAGAGUCUCGCAGCAAGUGGGGCAUGGAGGGAGCAUGGGAGGCGUACCUGCCGCGGCCCAUAGUGAGUGUGCACGUGCGGCAGGGCGACAAGGGCAGUGAGAUGGCGCUGCACUCCCUGCCAGCGCACAUGUGGAUGGCGUACCGCCUCAGAGGGCUGAACCCAGACCUGCGGCAUGUGUGGCUCUCCUCUGAAAUGCAGACGGUGAUUGACCAAGCAUCCAGAUUUCGAGACUGGACAUUUCUUCACUCCAACAAUGUGCGCACCAACACCACGGCACGCCACUGGGAUGUGGAGGAGAGCGCAGAGAGGCAUGUGGUGGUGGGCACAAGCUUUGCAGAGCUCAUCAUUGCAUCGCAAUGUGACUUUUUCAUUGGGGCUUUGGGUUCAAACUGGGUGAGAAUGAUAAAUGAAUUGCGCUCCACGAAUGGGAGGCUGUUGAAUGGAUUUAUUGCCAUGAAUCUCAAGGAGUUUUAGCACCAUUUACUAUCCACCAUGAAAGGCUGGUGCACCUUGGUGCACCAAGACUGUUUACUGUCAAAUUCUUGUACAGAAGCGUGAGUUCCCUGGAUGCCUCCGUUGGCUUAUUGCUCUGCAUCUGUCCUCUCGGACUUGGGACACAAGGUCGGCGGCUCUACACCAAUAGCAACACCGAGUCUUCAGCUACAGCUCCCCUUAUUACGGUACAAUUGGCAUUCAAUCGUCCUCCAGAAUUUCCCCCUUUCCCACUCGGGUUUUGGCUUCCAUGGC
Molecule: messenger RNA, 2612 nt
Organism: Closterium sp. NIES-67
Lineage: Eukaryota; Viridiplantae; Streptophyta; Zygnematophyceae; Desmidiales; Closteriaceae
Source: the annotation of a GenBank genome assembly